Messenger RNA from Heteronotia binoei (common prickly gecko), 1541 nucleotides. RefSeq names its product mitogen-activated protein kinase kinase 3 (gene MAP2K3). The coding region runs from base 379 to 1419 and encodes 346 amino acids. The transcript is spliced from 13 exons. Lineage: Eukaryota; Metazoa; Chordata; Lepidosauria; Squamata; Gekkonidae. Gene Ontology annotation, biological process: MAPK cascade; protein phosphorylation. Gene Ontology annotation, molecular function: ATP binding; MAP kinase kinase activity. The record is from RefSeq and is a predicted model, not a curated record.
GUGCAGCUUUCCAGGCGUGAUCCGAGCUGCUGCCGACGCCGGGCGGGGAAGGCGCCGCGCUUUUGCUCCCCUCCCUGCAAGAAGGGCCGCUCGACCUCUUUCCCUUCCUUCCUCCCUCCUUGCUUAGAAACCCGGGACUGUCUUCCUUCCUUCCCCCCCUCCCCGGCGGAGCUUGCAGAAGAAGCGUCUCUUUCUCAAGGUUCUAGUCCGCCGCGGCCACCCUUGCAGCCCGCCGGGGCCGUCUGAACGGCGCCGGCUUUUUUUGCACCGAUUUUUUGAGCCGGGGGCGCCUUUGCUUGCAGGGCGCGGGUGGGAGGGGGGGCAGACCGGCUUCGCGAGGCGUGCCGUCCGCAGUUCUCUCGCUUCUGGGAAACCACCAUGGACAGAAAACAAGAUCCCAAGAGACCAGUGAAAAAAUGGAAGAAGCCAAGACCUCCGAACUUGACGAUUCCGACAGCCAACAGACAGCCCUCAGUUCCCCCUACGCCUCCGAGGAACUUGGAUUCCAGGACUUUUAUUACCAUCGGUGAAAGGAACUUUGAAGUUGAGGCCGAUGACUUGGUGAGCAUUCAGGAGCUCGGGCGUGGCGCUUACGGUGUGGUGGAGAAAGUCUGGCAUGAACAGAGCGGUACCACCAUGGCUGUGAAGAGGAUCCGGGCCACUGUGAACACGCAGGAACAGAAGAGACUGUUGAUGGAUUUGGACAUCUCUAUGAGGACAGUCGAUUGCUUCUAUACUGUCACUUUCUACGGUGCCCUUUUUCGAGAGGGAGACGUGUGGAUCUGCAUGGAGCUGAUGGACACAUCUCUGGAUAAGUUCUACAAAAAGGUCCUGGAGAAGAAGAAAACGAUCCCUGAAGACAUACUGGGGAAAAUUGCUGUGUCUAUCAUCCGAGCCUUGGAGCAUCUGCACAGCAAACUGGCGGUGAUUCACAGAGAUGUGAAGCCAUCCAACGUCCUGAUCAACAAAGAAGGGCACGUGAAGAUGUGUGACUUCGGCAUCAGCGGCUACUUGGUGGAUUCCGUCGCAAAGACAUUAGAUGCUGGCUGCAAACCUUAUAUGGCCCCAGAGAGGAUAAACCCAGGGCCAGACGUGAUCCAAAAGGGAUAUAACGUGAAAUCAGAUGUUUGGAGCUUUGGGAUUACCUUGAUCGAGUUGGCCAUCCUCCGCUUCCCUUACGACUCCUGGAGGACGCCCUUCCAGCAACUGAAACAAGUGGUGGAGGAACCUUCUCCCCAGCUUCCCUCCGAUCGCUUCUCAAAGGACUUUGUGGACUUCACGGCACAGUGUUUGAAGAAGAACCCUGCGGAACGAAUGAGCUACCUGGAGCUGAUGGCCCACCUAUUCUUCACCUUGCAUGACACCAAAGCGACCAACAUGGCUGACUUUGUGGUAGAAAUCCUCGGGGAAGACUCCUAAAUUUGCCGCAGCCCUCGCUGUCAAGCAAAGGAAACAGCUCGGCGGUGUUCCUGGCUGUCCCCGUGGAGGGAGAGAAGGAAAUACGGACUUUAGCAUUAAAUGGUGGUUUGCACAAAACAGAA